Molecule: messenger RNA, 546 nt
Organism: Carya illinoinensis
Lineage: Eukaryota; Viridiplantae; Streptophyta; Magnoliopsida; Fagales; Juglandaceae
Exons: 1
Coding region: 1-546 (181 amino acids)
Source: RefSeq, a predicted model, not a curated record
AUGUAUGGGAAGGCCUCAGGACAGUUGCUCAAUUUACAGAAAUCCACUAUCUUUUUCAGCUCAAAUACACCUACUGCAGUGAGAAGACAAAUUCAAAGGGAAGCAGGGGUCCCUGUGUGUGGGAAUUAUGAGAAAUAUCUAGGUCUACCUGCCAUGAUAGGUAGAUCUAGGUAUAACACUUUCAGGGAAGUAAAGGAAAGGGUAUGGGCAAGGCUGAAUAAUUGGAAGAACCUGUUUCUAUCGCAAGCAGGGAAAGAAAUUUUGUUGAAAGCAGUUAUCCAGGCUAUUCCUACAUACUCAAUGAGUGUGUUCAUGUUGCCUAGAAGAAUUUGCAAACAGAUCUCUUCACUCAUGGCUAGAUUUUGGUGGGGGCAUAAAGAAAAAGAUAACAAGAUUCAAUGGAGAAGUUGGGACAAGUUGGGGGACUCAAAAAGGGAUGGGGGGUUAGGUUUUAGGGAUCUUGAAUGUUUCAACCAAGCAAUGCUGGAGAAUGCUCACCUCCCCUUCUUCGAUGGUUGCCAAGAUUAUGAAGGAGAAAUAUUUUAG